Messenger RNA from Pelecanus crispus (Dalmatian pelican), 1317 nucleotides. NCBI's taxonomy places the organism in Eukaryota, Metazoa, Chordata, Aves, Pelecaniformes, Pelecanidae. The record is from RefSeq and is a predicted model, not a curated record.
GGCGGCUACUUCCCGGAGCAUGUGAAGGCGAUGACCAGCCUGCGCUGGCUGAAGCUGAACCGCACGGGGCUCUGCUACCUGCCCGAGGAGCUCGCCGCCCUCCAGAAGCUGGAGCACCUCUCCGUGAGUCACAACAGCCUCACUACGCUCCACGGCGAGCUCUCCGGCCUGCCCUGCCUCCGGGCGAUCGUGGCUCGUGCGAACAGCCUGAAGAAUUCGGGAGUCCCUGAUGAUAUCUUCCAGCUGGAUGAUCUCUCGGUGCUGGACCUGAGCUACAACCAGCUCACGGAGUGUCCCCGGGAGCUGGAGAACGCCAAGAACAUGCUGGUUCUCAACCUCGGCCACAACAGCAUCGAGACCAUCCCCAACCAGCUCUUCAUCAACUUGACGGACCUGCUCUACCUCGACCUGAGCAACAACAAGCUGGAGAGCCUCCCACCGCAGAUGAGACGCCUGGUCCACCUCCAGACCCUCAUCCUCAACAAUAACCCUCUCCUGCACGCUCAGCUCCGGCAGCUCCCAGCGAUGACUGCCCUGCAGACCCUUCACCUCAGGAACACCCAGCGCACGCAGAGCAACCUGCCCACCAGCCUCGAGGGCCUGGUGAACCUGGCAGAUGUGGACCUGUCCUGCAACGACCUCAGCCGCGUCCCUGAGUGCCUCUACACCCUGGGCAGCCUGCGGCGCCUCAACCUCAGCAGCAACCAGAUCACAGAGCUGUCCCUCUGCAUCGACCAGUGGACGCAGCUGGAGACCCUCAACCUGUCCCGCAACCAGCUCACCUCCUUGCCUUCGGCCAUCUGCAAGCUGACCAAGCUGAAAAAGAUGUACCUGAACUCCAACAAGCUCGACUUUGACGGCAUCCCCUCAGGCAUCGGCAAGCUCGCCAACCUUGAGGAAUUCAUGGCGGCCAACAACAACCUGGAGCUCAUCCCCGAGAGCCUGUGCAGGUGCUCCAAGCUGCGGAAGCUGGUGCUGAACAAGAACCGCCUGGUGACGCUGCCAGAGGCUAUCCACUUCCUGACGGAUGUGGAGAUCUUGGAUGUGCGCGAGAACCCCAACCUGGUGAUGCCCCCGAAGCCGGUGGAUCGGACGUCGGAGUGGUACAACAUCGACUUCUCCCUGCAGAACCAGCUCCGCCUGGCCGGAGCCUCCCCGGCCACCGUCGCGGCCCCAGCAGCACGGAGCGGCACCAAGGACCCACUGGCCCGCAAGAUGCGGCUCCGGCGGCGCAAGGACUCUGCCCAGGAUGACCAGGCCAAGCAGGUGCUGAAGGGGAUGUCGGACGUUGCCCAGGAGAAGAACAAGAAAAUAGAG